CCGCUGUGAGGUCUUUCUGAGGCAGAUUAGUCUAGUAGUCUCAAGCUUUAAUUUCAUACAAUUUUCUCUACUCCUUUUUAAAAAUCCAUAACCUUAUAGUAUGUAUUCCUUACUUUCGUGUACAAAAAUGAUUUGUGCAGGGUUAAUGCAUCGUAGACUGAGCCUGGGUCUUUCGCAAACGCUCGGUUUGAUCCCCAAGAAACUUUAUUCUGAGGAGAAGAAAUCCCCAAAUGUUUUUCUUUGGGGCGGUGGGCUGGGCAAGCUGCAAGGCGGUCUAAAGGAGGAGGAGUAUUUCAUAUCGCGUACCCAGGAACUCAUUGGCAAGAUGCGGGACAAGAAGGACCUCGUGGACUACAUUCCCAAUUGGGAUGAGUUUCAGAAGAGCCUGGAUCACACCUCACUGGGCAACUCAUCGUUCAUGACCAAGCACAAGAAUGUUCUCGAGGAAGCUUUUUUCCUAAAUGAGACCGCAGAUGACAUUAAAGUAUUACACGAUCGUGCCCAAGAAAACCCAGAAGUCGGAGAUAACACUGCCAUCAUAUUGGAACUGAAAUCAGAUCAGCAAGACACUAAAUAGUUAUUUUUUUCUGUUAAUUACUUAAUUCGUUACUUUAGAGGCGUAUCGGGGGGAUCUUUUUCCAAAUGGCAAACUGCACAAUAAAAUUGUUAGUUUCAAGUUAACACAGUAUUAAAAAUACUUUUCCAAAAAUUAAAUUAACAAAAUUUAAAUGAACAUAGUUUGUUAAUUUUGCCGCCAGUUGGCAGUCGUGAUUUCAGGGGCGUAGAAAUGAAAUUGGCAUUUUAUUUGUAAUGUAGUUUGUAUAAAAUGCAAUUUAAAUAUAUGUAUAAGGGCUUCAUUAA
Molecule: messenger RNA, 861 nt
Organism: Drosophila elegans
Lineage: Eukaryota; Metazoa; Arthropoda; Insecta; Diptera; Drosophilidae
Exons: 3
Coding region: 101-577 (158 amino acids)
Source: RefSeq, a predicted model, not a curated record